Messenger RNA from Macrobrachium nipponense, 4291 nucleotides. It is a transcript of the gene Gbeta76C, whose product is annotated as guanine nucleotide-binding protein subunit beta-2-like. Gene Ontology annotation, molecular function: signaling receptor complex adaptor activity; protein binding. Gene Ontology annotation, biological process: G protein-coupled receptor signaling pathway. The transcript is spliced from 8 exons. The coding region runs from base 311 to 1357 and encodes 348 amino acids. The record is from RefSeq and is a predicted model, not a curated record. Lineage: Eukaryota; Metazoa; Arthropoda; Malacostraca; Decapoda; Palaemonidae. Gene Ontology annotation, cellular component: heterotrimeric G-protein complex; cytoplasm.
CAAUGCAGCAGAUGGCUGUUGCAGAAUAAACGUCUAGGAACAGCCAGUUCCUCCAGCAAGCGAGCCUAAGCAGGGGGAAAAGACUAGCAAGACCCGGAGGAAGCCCCGCCAGAGGUUCUGGGGGCGCCGCGCUAAUCCUCUCUGGCCCUUAACAAGAUAGAGGCGCAGAAGUCGGGAGGGAAGAGACUCCGACGUAACGCAGGGCUCAGUGUUGCCCUCAGUCCCUUAGCGGUGUGUGAUACCUCCAUUCUCAGGCGUCCUAUAAUCUCUUAUAGGUGCUAAACUGGAAUAAGCUCAGCAAUUAUCCAAAAUGCCUCCCAAGGACCCCGAGGUGGAGAAGCUCAAGAAGGAGCUUCAAGAGGCCAUCGGUCGGGUGCAGGACGACCAGAAGUCCAAGGCCGACACAACGAUGGAGAGCGCGCUGAGUGACUUGGCCGAUGCCCCAAGAACUAAACCCCAGGUCAAGAAGAUGUGCAAAGGUCACCUCAACAAGGUCAACUGCGUUCACUUCUCCGGUGACAGUAGACAUUUAGUGUCCGGGUCACUGGACGGCAAAUUGAUCAUCUGGGAUAUCUAUUCGGGUAACAAGACCCAAAUUAUUCCCCUUCGAUCGGCCUGGGUCAUGUCCGUCGCCUUCUCCCCGUCAGGAAACUUCGUUGGAAGCGGCGGAAUGGACAAUCAGUGUACAAUCCACGAUAUCAAUAAUCGAGACUCCUCGGGGGCUGCGAAGAUUACUAGAGAACUCCUGGGUUACGAGGGAUUCCUGUCGUCUAUGAGAUUCCUGGAUGACAACAACCUCAUCACAGGGUCGGGAGACAUGAAGGUGCUUCACUGGGACAUCACCACUGGCAAAAAGAUCACCGAUUACCUGGGACAUUCAGGAGACGUGGCGACGAUGAGCCUCGCGCCAGACAGCAGUGUCUUCGUCACUGGCUCCGUCGACAGAACCAUCAAGGUCUGGGAUCUGAGGGAUUCCAAGAAUUGUAAGCAGACGUUCUGGGGUCACAACUCUGACGUCAAUUCCGUCUGCUUCCACCCAUCUGGCUUCGCCAUUGCCUCUGGCUCAGAGGACAAGACCUCCAGGCUCUGGGACAUACGCAGUGACCAGCAGGUGAUGGAAUACAAGCCGCCAACUGCCAAUUCGGGUUUUACCUGCUGUGGGUUGAGCAAGUCUGGACGCUUGGUCCUGUGUGGCUCCGAUGACAACUGUAUCCAUCUUUGGGACACCAUGAAGGGCAACCAUAUGGGUACGCUCCAAGGGCACGAAAAUAGGAUUACGUCACUGGCUGUCUCGGAUUCUGGACUCGCCUUUGCCACAUGUUCAUGGGACAUGAGCGUCAGAGUGUGGGGGCUCUAAGCCUAAUCUCCCAGAUACUUUGUAGGAUGUUGAAAACGUCUUCACAAUUAAAAAUGAAUUCAGUUCUCCGGAGCAAGAAAAAAGUUGCAUGGAGUUAAGUGACAUUUAUAGCUCAUGGUAUACAUUCCACAACUUUGGGUAUCUGUCUUUUGGCAAUAUUCAACAACACUUUCUUUUACAUAUAAGUUCUAAAAAAUUGGAUAAGAUAUUUCCCAGCCAUCUUGGUACAGCUAGUCUUGGUUAUUUCUUGCUGGGCUGACUUAGCAACUUACAGGAUUGCAGCAUGACUCUUAUUUAGAUGCUUCAAGGGCAAACAUGGGCUCCUUCAAUUUUUAAGUUUAUUUCCCCUUCCAUUCAUUUGUGGAACUCUGUUCAACCGCCCUGUUACCUAGAGUCAAUAUCAUACCAAUCAUUAUAUUAGACGCUUGUUUUGAACUGUUAAACCUAAAUUUAAGCAAAUAAAUAUUUCACAGCUACGUAAAAUACAAAGUUUAUUCCAUGAGCAAGGAUGUAUCAAAAAGCUUUAAAAACUAAGGCUCAUACAUUAUGAAUAACCAAGAUUUCCCCCACAGAGAACUCACUUGCUCACUUUACAUACAUUCCAGCACGGUACGUAAAAAUAGACAGAAAUAUGCGUAAGCAGCUUAAGAACUGCUGCUGGAGGCAAACCUAGAAAUUAUAGUUCCACUCUUGAUAUUUACUGCCCCGGUUACAAAUAUGAAAAUAAAAUGAUGUCACCUUUAUUGUAUUAGUGUAAUCAUUAGUCUAUAUUCAGUUAUAUAAUGUAAUUCAUUCUAUUGUACUUAUAGCACUGCAUUUCCUAUUUAUUACUACUAUCUUUCAUUGCUUGACUAUCUGAAACCCUUCUUGUUGAAAUUAACCAUUAGGAAGACAUUAAAAAGAAAACGCCCUUGCUGUGGUAAUAAAAUCCUACAUAGUCAAUAAAACCAUUAGCUGAUAUUUUCCAGCAUUACAAGGAUUUUUUUUAAAUGGCCUUUAGUUACAGACAAACAAAUAAAAUCAACAAAAUGCAACUUCUUUACUGUAGAGGCCAAGUGGCCAAAUUCUUAACCAAUAUCAUAUUAUAGCUACAAUUUUGGAUUGAAAUUAUGUAAUUUUAAACAUACUCUUUGUUCCUUAUGUGAUUUUUGUAGAUUGUUGUAAUUAUUGUUAUUGUUUUUAAUUAUUCUGCUGAGUAGCAUAGUGAAGAUAUGUUUAAGAUAGUCAUAUCUGGAUACACUUCACGGUAAUACUGAGGAAAAAAAAGGAAGAAAGAUUAAAUUUGGGUGUUGUAUAAACUACAUUUGAGGAAAGCAAAAUAAGUAAUGACAUACACGUUAGAUAUUUAGCUAUCUUUUAUAGACAAAUGGCUCAAACAAAACCACGAGACUAGCUAAACAUCAGGAUAACUUGGCAUUUGAGUUGGGGGCCUAGGCUCAAUAAGCUAAGCAAGGGUUAACGUAAGUAUACAGUAAUUUGUCUUAAAACUGCGAUACUUUUACAUCGAAGUGCAAGUUGUUAUCCCAUUUCGGUGAAUAAGGUUAUUUGAAAUGCUAUUGGUUACAGAACUAUUGCUUCACUGGAACAAAAGAUUAGUGCAAUUCCAGUAGAUUUUUGGCAGAAAACUUAAGCGGAUGAAGUCAUAUUUCCUUACAAUGUUACUCUGCUGAACUGAGAAAUUUAGAAUAAGAUAGGAAACACUUAAUAGUAGAGUUACUUUAAGGUCUUGGUGGAGAAUUUUGCUUAGCUGUGGGGGAUAGUUAGGCAAAGCUGAUCUACCUUCUGGGGUGCGCUGUUUUCCUCUGCAGGUCAUUAGCUCUCUGAUACUUACAAAAAUAGAACAAAAACUAAAGACAGUCUUAUGAAUUGGGAAGAACUUCACGGAUACCUAAAAUGUAGGGAAUAAAUUAUCUUAAAAAACGAAUUCAUUACAGUCACACUGUGACAGUUUUCUCUGGACUAUUAAUACAAAAGCAUCAGGUUAGUUAAGGCUGGUAGUUGUGGAACAGUAACCCAGUAAAUAACUUGUGCAAACAGCAGACAAGAUGCUUCCUGGUACCUAGAGGUGGUCUUCCUUCCAUGUAACUGUACCUGCUCUCUAGUGGUGGAAGUGAAGCAUUGGUUAGAAUUUUACGGACUUUUUUCUAUUUCAUGUACCCCUUCAUGGGAAUUGUAUAUGUUUUUAAGGGUUAUUUGUGUGUUUUAUAUAGCUGGUUGUAGAGGAUCAAUAACUUAUUAGAUUAUUUGAAUGAAAUGUUAUUUUCCCCUCGUACUAGUAAGGUUUUUCCCAUUUCCUCCCAUUAUCUGUACUGAAUAAUAAGGCUGGAUGAAACGUGUAUUUAAAAUUUGGCUCUUACAUGAGCGCAUUGUUAAAUUCUCGAAAGCAAAUAUCUACAUGAGCAACGGGACACUUAUCUCUCGCUGUUACGACACUUCAGUGCAGGUAAACUUGAUAAAAAAAUAUUUUUACAUUGAUUAUACUGAUUCUAAUAACGUAGAACUUAUCCAGAACAAAAGGAGACCUAAUACUUCAGCCUUAUAUUUAUUAAACUCAAGGAACCGUGGGUCUUCUGCAUCCCUUGAACCUAAUGAGAGAAAGCAGCAUUUUGGGAGACGCGGGAGAAUGUAAGUCUCUCAAUUGACAUCCAGGUUUUUGCUUUGUAGCUCUCUAUACUCUAUAUUAAUAAAGUAUCUUCAAAGCCCCUCUAUAGCAAUUUGCUUUCUUCAUCUUUACUCGCUUCCUCUCAGUUAAACACUGUACUAUAUCUACCCCCUUAAUCUUUCAUAAGUAUAAAGGAAAACCAAAAAUAUCUAGCCCAUCUUUCGAAAGAUGAUGAAGCAGCUCACGCGGCACGUUGUGAUCAAACCUGAUAAUACCUUUGUUGAUUUAUUUGUUUCACGGUAACUAAGGGUCCAAAUAAAGAGUUGUUAGAA